This is a messenger RNA of Cornus florida, 2216 nucleotides long. RefSeq lists its product as uncharacterized. The transcript is spliced from 2 exons. The record is from RefSeq and is a predicted model, not a curated record. Lineage: Eukaryota; Viridiplantae; Streptophyta; Magnoliopsida; Cornales; Cornaceae. The coding region runs from base 855 to 1748 and encodes 297 amino acids.
CAUAAUAUCAAUGUCUGUCCAGAUUCUGCAAGGUGGUAGGUGAAAUUCAAAUGGUGUGAUGAAUUAUUACUUCAUUCUGUACUUCUUGUUAAAAAAAAAUAAAUAAAUAAAAAUGAUUUGUAGAACAAAAGUCAAAAACUAUCCAAUUUCUUCUAUUAAAUACUUAAAAUAUUAUUUUUAAAAGUAUAUAAUAAAAAAUCAAAAUGGUUUAAUAACUCUGCUGAGCCCCAUUAUAAAAAAAAAAUUAAUAACUCUGCAGUUGUAAAACCCUUCAAAUUCUACUUCCAAUUAAAGUUGUUAGAUAAGUUUUCUUCCUAUCUAAUAAGAAUGUCCAAUUAAAGUUGUUGGAUAAAUUUUAUUCAAUUUUAAUUUUAAAAUGAAAAAUGGAUUCCCAAACACAACCUUAAAAAAAAAAAAAAAAAAAAAACCAUAAUUGAUAUUGGCUUAAAAUGAAAAUUGCGCCUCUUGAAAUUUAGUCAGCUUUCAUGUGUGAUUCAGCGCGUACUCUGAUCAAACGGUGUCGUAACUUGACUUGCUCGCGCCAAGUGGUAGAGCCGAUAAUGAACAGAAAACCAAGGGCAUAACUAUAAUAUCAGUGAUUCCCAUUUCCUUCGCCGGUUACAGUAUGGUUUCAUUUCGGCAGUAAUCAUUCGCAUACUCACUCUCACACACAGUUCAGACUUUGUUGUGACAAAACCCAUCCAGAAAAUUUCGACCAUGAAUCGCUAAUAUUAGGAUUUCAUCUUCUCUUCAAUCACUCGACUCACCAUUGAAUACUAUUUCUCGAGAAACUAUUAGAACUCAGAACUCAGAUCAGCAACUAAACGGUGAUUUUUGUUGUUGGGGGAUUGACAAUGGUGUUUUUGUUGAAUGGUGGUCUAUCUGAUGGGAAUUUGAGAAAACAGCCUUUGGAAAACGGCUAUUCCUGGUGUUCUAGUGUUUCAGAGUUCAAGUGUAAGCCCCGGAAGGUUUCGUGCGUUCGUGAUUAUCCUCCGGGGUGUGGCCCAAAUGCCCCACCGAUUCAUUUGAGGCAAAAGAAAAAUGUGGUGGCAUUGGUUGCUGAUAAGGAGAAUUUGGUGGGUGAAAAAAGAACUGAAGUUGAAGUGGAUGAUUGUACUCCUGAGGUUCGGGUUGAAUUCCAGUCUCAUGAAGUGAUGAAAAGUCGAAUUCCGCCAGAAAUGGAUGAAUCAUUGGGUGGUUUGGUGGGGAAGGUGGAGGAUAUGAACGGGAUGGUCAGCAAGGAUGAGAAAAUUUCAACAAAUAUGGAGGUAUUGGGAGUUAGGUCGCAGAAAGAUUUAGGAUGUCUUGCACCAGAAUUGGUGAAGGAGUUGCUUGAGGUGGAGGUUCAGGCACUGAUGAAGAGAGAAGAUCCACUACAAUAUCAAACUGUGUCGGCGGCUAGUGCAAAAAAGUUGUCUCCACAGCAGUGGUCUAUUGGUGAUGCCAAAAUUUGGUUGGAGAAUGUUCUGAAGAAAAAUUAUCCGGGAAGAAGGGUUUCGGAUGAAAACCCUCCAUUUCGUGGAAGGAAUGCUCCACGCCCAAAUGAGGAAGAGCGCCAGAGGGUUGUGUUGAGAAACAAGAGUUUUGGUGGCACAGAGAGGGUUGUUGCAAAAGGCAGGUCAUUGAGGGAGACAGUGAGGGCUACCAUAGUAGAAUCCAAAAAGGAAUGUAAGAAUGAUUUGAGAGGAACUAUGCCUGAGCCAAGAAACAAGUCCCAGGCAGUAAUUAUAAAGGAUUCCGAGGAUUAAGAGAUUCGUUGGGGAAGGAGAUAAUUGUUCAUUCACAUGACAAAAGUCCUAAGCAAAGGCUUUUGGGUGAUCAUGUUGGUUUGGGAUGUGGAGUGGGCAGGAUGAUGGGGCAAGGUCUCAUGUCAUCACCAAAUUGUCUGUGGAAGUAGAGGAAAAGGGCUUCAAAAACUAUCCCAGAUGGUGGUAUGAGCCGAAGCAAAUUAAAGAAGCAGGAUUUCAUCAGGAGAGGGAAGUCUAGAAAUGUUAUUAGGAAAAAUAAUUAUGAAGCAGAUUAUUCAAGAGGAAAUUCUUCGAAGGGGAAAUCAAUGUAUGCUGGGAAGGCAGCUUAUGUUGGCAUAGGUGCACUACUUGUCUGGGAUGAAAAACAUACUUCUGUUUAUGAUGACGAGCAGCAUAACAAUUCUCAGCAAUUUCAACGACUGCACGGUUUUGAUGUACGUCGGGCCUCUUGAAACUCAGAGAAAGAAU